Molecule: messenger RNA, 5058 nt
Organism: Poecilia reticulata (guppy)
Lineage: Eukaryota; Metazoa; Chordata; Actinopteri; Cyprinodontiformes; Poeciliidae
Gene: wnt3a
Product: wingless-type MMTV integration site family, member 3A
Biological process (GO): cell fate commitment; multicellular organism development; neuron differentiation
Cellular component (GO): extracellular region
Molecular function (GO): frizzled binding; cytokine activity
Source: RefSeq, a predicted model, not a curated record
CACUGCAUGCUAAUGCCAGCAAUUCUCAGUGAGCACUAAAACACAUCUUAAAAUUAGCUCAUUCCGGCUGACAAGGCAACAGAAGGAACAUAUCAUCAGAAUUUCCCCUUUGGCAAUACCUGCUGAUUGGGUCCUUAACAAAAAAGCAAGCGGCUUUUAACUUUUAAUAUUUGGCUCCUCAGUUCUGCCACCAGCACUCGCGAUAGAUUGAAAGACUUUUUUUUUUCCUCCCUGCGGUUGUUUCAAGAUUGAAAUAAAAAUCCACCAGCUAGUAGUUAUUUUCUAGUUUUUAAUUUUUUWAAAAAWWUUUUUGCUUCAUUCUUCAGUUCAGUUCUGGUGCGCGGAUGAGCGCGCAUGUUGGCGUUCUGCUGGAGAGGUUUUGCGAAACUUUAAGGAUGAUAUACCUUGGAUGUUUCCUGCUGCUGUGUGGGCUUACGCAUGUCAUAGCAAGCUAUCCCAUCUGGUGGUCACUAGCAGUGGGCCACCAGUAUUCAUCAAUAGGUACCCAACCUAUCCUUUGUGCCAGCAUACCAGGUCUGGUGCCCAAGCAGCUGCGCUUCUGCAGGAACUACGUUGAGAUCAUGCCCAGUGUGGCCGAGGGGGUAAAGAUCGGCAUCCAAGAGUGCCAGCACCAGUUCAGAGGCCGGCGCUGGAACUGCACAACAGUCAAUGACAACUUGGCCAUCUUUGGGCCAGUUUUGGACAAAGCUACUCGAGAGUCUGCUUUUGUCCAUGCCAUUGCCUCGGCGGGGGUUGCCUUUGCUGUGACCCGGGCUUGCGCUGAUGGUUCAGCCACCAUCUGCGGCUGCGACACACGUCACAAGGGCCCCCCAGGAGAGGGAUGGAAGUGGGGUGGCUGCAGUGAGGAUGUGGAAUUUGGAAGCAUGGUGUCCCGCGAGUUUGCAGACGCGAGGGAGAACCGCCCAGAUGCACGCUCGGCAAUGAAUCGCCACAACAAUGAGGCAGGAAGAACGUCCCUCAACGACAACAUGUUCCUGAAGUGCAAGUGCCACGGUCUCUCAGGAAGCUGCGAAGUCAAGACAUGCUGGUGGUCACAGCCGGACUUUCGAGUCAUCGGCGACUACAUGAAGGACAAGUAUGACAGCGCAUCUGAGAUGGUGGUGGAGAAACACAAGGAGUCCCGCGGUUGGGUAGAGACGCUGAGACCCAAGUACAACUACUUCAAACCACCCACAGAGCGUGAUUUGGUUUACUAUGAAAGUUCACCCAAUUUCUGCGAUCCCAACCCAGAGACAGGCUCCUUUGGCACCCGGGAUCGCAUCUGCAACCUAACAUCCCACGGCAUAGACGGCUGUGACCUGCUGUGCUGCGGCAGGGGUCACAACACCAGAACUGAGAAGAGAAAGGAGAAGUGUCACUGUAUUUUCCACUGGUGCUGCUACGUCAGCUGUCAAGAGUGUGUGAGAGUCUACGAUGUGCACACUUGCAAAUAGACUUGUAGAGGUUCUCAAGAAUCUGAGAAUUUGUUUUGCAGGUUUCUACCUGUGAAACCUGUCAUUUGUGUGCGUAAACACGCACAAAUGGCUGUGUGUUCUAUUCGGGGAUGCUACGCAGAGCUAGUCUCUGCCCAAAUCAGCUGAAAGUGUUGAACAUGUAUCCAUACUGAGAGCAUCCUUCAUGAACUACCAUGCUUGUAUCUAUGUUCUAAAAGGUUUUCAUGCUGAAGUAGGAACAAAGGACUGCUGACGAAUUAACAAACACCAUAUUGGUGUUUCUCUUUCAUGUCAAUAGUAGGUAUUUCUGUUAAGAAUUAAACAGCAAUGCCAUUGUUACCCUCAAUGUUUAAUCAUCUUUUGAUUUUGACAAAAAACAAACAAACAAAAAAAAAUAGAACUUUACGUUACAAGAUGCUCAACUGCAUGCAUUCCCCUCUUUGGUUUUUUAUAUGUAUGUUUCUGCCUAUAGGCGAACUAACAUGAUCAUAGUUUCAUAGUGUUACUGAUGUUUAGGUAAGAAUGCACUUGCACCUCAGUGAAUGUAGCUAUUUGCUGUAACAUGUUUACACAUCCUCACAACCUUAAGCUAAUGUGUUAAUAUCUCUUUUAAAUGACAAGCAUUAUCUGAGAGUAGCCAGAGUAGCUACAUACUGCUGAAACCAGAGCAUUUCACCCAUUAUAUGUAGUUUUAUGUAGUUUAGGAUGUUUUAAGUAAAGUUUUGUGAAACGGCUAUAAGGAGGUAAUUUCUUACCUGCAGUACAUAACUCUUUUUGGCAUCUAUAUGWAGCCCAAAUCCACAUUAGAUGCUGCAGAAGGCUAAAUCUAAUGAUCCCUCCAAAAGGGGAAAAUAAAGCAAACUUCUACCAUCUUAAAACAACUCCAAUUUUAAAAACGUUGCUGUGGGUCAUGAAAUGCUGCGGUUUGCACCUUUAAACCAAGAACGUCCAAAGUUUCACGCAGUGAAUAUUUGUAGCAAACAACGUCCUCUGUAAACCAAAAAUUUUUCAAAAAAAUGGCAUUGCAUAUCAAGUGAGUACAAUUCAAUUUAUCAAUACUGUACAAAUUCCCCAAAUGCAGCAAUCUCUGUUAUUGAGUAACCAUGUGGCAACARUUCCUUGCAUCCGGUUGUCAACCUAGCAGCUAUCCUUAAUCCUGAGCAAAUAUUUUGUGACAGUGGAAAAUAACAACUUUCUCUUUACAGAACAUUCUGAAGCAUGUACAUUCUGGUCCAUAAAGCUAUGGUUUUUCAGACUUAAGUUGUUUUAAGAUGAUAGAUGCCAAUUAUUUGUCUUGCCCCCUCUCACUUUAGCCAUUAGCUGAUAAACAUGAUGCAAGAAUAAUCUACUGCAGGAAAGACAUUUAUUUUAGCCAAACUCUAACCCAAGAUAUUCUUUUAAAGAUUUCUCAGAAAAAGCUAUACUUUCACAUAUAUCCAAGGGGAAGAAAUAUUUAUGAGAUGGUCAGAGAUCUAUAGCUAAGACUGCAAGGUCAGCUGAGAAAUAUGAAGCUUUCUCUCCCUGGGUUUGACAAUAUUAGCAAAGUCUUUGAUGUGGAAAAACACUGAUAUUUGUGAAAGGGUUCURUCCUAUUAUGUAAAGUUCAGACUUAAUUGUUGUUUUAAUUUUCAAUCAAUCAGAAGGAUACUCUCCUGCCAUUUUAGGAAAAAAAUAACAAUAAAAUGUUCAUUACGAGCUAUGUAAGUUCUGUUAUGCAGUAUAUUUUACAGUUGUUGGAAAAUAAUGACCAAAACCUUUGUUUGUAAUGAUUCUGAGCAAUGACUUCCUGUUCCCUACACUAAACAAUGAGCAGCAUCACUGAAGCUAUCAAUACUUCCAUAUUAUUAUGCUGCUAAGGUAACAUGAGUUCAUGUUUGUUUCAUGUUUCUUUAUUAACUUACACCGAAUACAUCUUCAUCCCUGUGUGAUUUGUGUAUUCUUUGCAUGUACUGAUUCUUUCUGUGAAAGAAAACUGCUUAUUGUAGUUUGGAAAAAAAAAUGUGAAAAAUGUGUUUUUAUAUAUAUAAAUUCUUGCUUAAAGUAAUACAAAUUUAAUUAAAUAGGAUAAGAUAGAGCUUGUUUUUCUCAUUGUCCRACAGUUAAGUGUCACACUAAAUAUUGGCUUAACAAGGUGGCRCAGAUGGAGGAAAUCACAAUCAUGUAGGACUGAAUUCAAAUACUCAAUAAAGAAACAUUUAAAAAAAAUAAAUCAGCAAAGUAGAAGACAUAUAAGACAGKGCAACAAGUUCUGAUCAUUUUGCCCCUUUAUCAAUUCAUACYUUUGUGAAUGAAUGYUUUUUAGUACCUUUCUUGCCAACAUGUACUAAUUUUGAAAGCUUAGAGUAAUUUUCCAUAAUUUUCUUUUCUGACAGCAAUAAAUGUAGUAUAGCAGCAGGAGGUCACUUAAAAGUUACACUGGUUUCAUCAGGUGUCUUUAUUUGUAAUACUGCAUAAAUGUUAUUUUAAUUUUAAUUAAAUUAUAAGUACAGUUUGUUCACUUCUACGAUUAUAGKGCUUCAUCAUUGUUUUUUUUAAAUACAUAACUUUUGAGGCAAACAAACUGUUAAAUAAUGACACACGGAUAUGAAAUGGAAGUAAUUGAAAAAAGGGGUAAAUCGAUCGAGAGCCACACCUUUCACAAUUCUGUUUAAAACAAAAACAGUGUGUCAACACAUUUCAGAUCACACAACAAAAUAUUUCUUUCAUUUUUUCGAUUUGCUAAAUUUUUGGCUUGCCUGUUUAGCUGUCUAUUUAGUGCUAUUGUCUCAUUUCAUCAAAUGUGUUCUAAAUACAUUUUGCAAGAUAUUGUGUUUAAUUUUUAUUAUUCCUAAAAGUAUGUUUUUUUUCUGUUUGAGUUUUGUUGCAGUUUACUGUGUUUCACUACUCAUGACUUUUAUAAAGCAGAUUAAUAGAGRCUAUCUCCUUUGAUUYAAGAAGAAAUGCAGAAUAAUAUUUAUUUAUCUGGGAUGACCUUUGAAUACCGAAAUAAAAACCGGGACACACAGCUGGGUUGUUACUGUGCCACUGAAUUUAUUCUCUCUGCUGUGGUGAAAGGUGUAAAAUCUAUAGGAAAUUAUGUUUAACAAAACAUGUUUACAGUGUAAUACUACUGUUUGUCUCAGGCUUUUGUUCAGCCUGUGACCGAACUGAAAAUAUUAAUAAACUGUUAUAAUAGGUUUUACUUUUGAAUCAUUCUUAAUCAAUUACAGAGCAGCCACCAUCAGUGCAUGUUCUGAAACUGAUCAUGACAUUGAUUACCAUACACUCUGUAUGUGGGCGACUGCUGUGUGGAGAAUGUGGCUCUGUUCUAAUUUUUUGARUCUUAAAUCCAAAGUUUUGUACAGACUAGUUCUCGGAUUUUAUGAAUUUCUAAGAUUUGAUUUUUUUUUUAUAAUUAUUUAUUACAUGCCUUGUACAUAUUAGUGAGUGAAAGUAYAUAUUUGCAGAAAUGUGUUUUUGAAGCAGUGUUGUGACUCUGUAGCCUUUUUACCUCAUCUUUUUUUCCACUGACAGGUGUUGAUCCUGGUGCCUGUAAUAGAUUUCUAAAAGCUAACUCUGUAACAUAAAAAUAAAAAAAGACUGAACUCUGUGACUUGUUUCUGAA